Messenger RNA from Colossoma macropomum (tambaqui), 5257 nucleotides. It is a transcript of the gene gramd1a, whose product is annotated as GRAM domain containing 1A. Gene Ontology annotation, biological process: intracellular sterol transport. Gene Ontology annotation, cellular component: endoplasmic reticulum-plasma membrane contact site; plasma membrane; endoplasmic reticulum membrane. The coding region runs from base 1213 to 3576 and encodes 787 amino acids. The record is from RefSeq and is a predicted model, not a curated record. Lineage: Eukaryota; Metazoa; Chordata; Actinopteri; Characiformes; Serrasalmidae. Gene Ontology annotation, molecular function: sterol transfer activity; sterol binding. The transcript is spliced from 19 exons.
CUAUCUAUGUAUUUAUUUAUUUAUUUAUUUGGCAAGCUGUAAUUUUAAUUUGACGAAACUGCAGGCCUAUACGGUCUAUAAACUAAAUAAAAUAUACACACUUUAUAAACCAAACCAUAGAGAGCACUUCUAGUAGCAAACAAAGCCCCCAAGGUGUUAAUUAAAAAUAUAAUGCGCUGGUUAUAAUAUAUAUAUAGACUCAAAUAAGCUCUGCAUUAAAAUUUUAAAGUUAAAGUCUUAUUAUAUUUAACAAUAAACUAGCGCACCUGGAUCUGCACUGAAUGAGAGAAGUUGGUCAAAUAAAACAGAAAUAGCAGUUUGUUUUAUUAUUUUUUAUUUUUUACUUCUUAAAAACUUUCUAAACGUUUAAAAAGUUGUCUUACGGUUAUUAAGCCUUUAUCAUGUUCAUAAUAUACAGAGUUAGCCGUUUAAUAUUCUGUAUCUUACGUUCUCGGCAGUCUGAUUCAAUCGUCCAAUCAUUUGUCUUGGACCCGCCCACCUAGCGCUUCUCUCCGGUGCCAUUGGCCAGCUCGCCUGUCUGUCAAAAACAUCCGUUACUUUUUCUGUUUGCGUACAUGUUGUCGACGCUACCAUAAAGUUAAGGCGGGCGGGGGGUGUUUGUGUUGUGUUUAGGAGUGAAAAAAGACAGAAAUGUGUGCCCAGUUGUGUCCGUUUCAGCGUGAAAAUGGCCAAAAUAGAGAAACAUUUUUAGAAAAUGCUAAAAAUGACUCCCAUUUCGCGAAAUAUUCCGCAUUAGUUCGUAUUGUUUUCCGUGAACCCCCCCUACUCCUAAACUUUUGUUCGACUUAAUGGAGACUUGCUAUAGCUACAUCGUAUUGUGUGGAAUUUAAGUUUCUCAAGAAAGGUUUGACAGGAUAAGUUGAUUAAAUCACUUAUUUAUUGUCUCAGGAAGCGAGAAUGGCGCUGUUUAAUGUGAAUAGUCAAAGUUAGAGCCUGAACAGGCAGGAGGAGUGCGGUGACCGCAAACCGUUCACUGUGAACUAGCUAACGUUCAGCAGCUGGCCGGCUAUUUGUGAUGGUUUCUUCACUUUAAUUCGCUUCGCGGCUGAUAUAACCUCAGAUAUUAAACCAAGCACUCGAGGAGUUUCACUACAGGCGUUCAUAAGAAGAUACUGUGAAGAAACAUUGGAUUGUAGAGCAGAUUUGGCUGUAGGCUGAGCUAGAGGAGCUGUAGGGAGCGAGUUGUGGAGGAUGCUGAUGUGCUCCAAUGAGAAAGUGGAGUUUAAUGUCAACAAACGGCCUGAACAGGACAACCGAAAUGGGGGGAACUCAUCAAACGGCAGUACUGCCAGUAACUCUCCUCGCAGCACCCCGGGCAGUUCCCCGUCUCUGCGGCGGCGUGUGCUGGGGGGUCGGGGCAGUGAGGGGGAGGGUCCUGCUGACCGCAGCGCUGGAGGAGGCUCCGAAAGCCCCCAGCCCACUACACCAUCAUCCACCUCAUCAUAUCCCAAUGCCGCACGACACUUCACACGCAAUGCCAAGAAAAUGCAGAGCUGGUACAAUGUACUCAGCCCUACAUAUAAGCAGAGGAACGAGGACUUCCGCAAGAUCUUCAAGAAGCUUCCGGACACUGAGCGUCUGAUAGUGGACUACUCGUGUGCUCUGCAGAAGGACAUCCUGCUCCAGGGCCGACUCUACCUGUCUGAGAACUGGAUUUGCUUCUACAGCAACAUCUUCCGCUGGGAAACCACUAUUACCAUCCUGCUGAAGGACGUCACCAGUCUGACCAAGGAAAAAACAGCCAAGCUCAUCCCCAACGCCAUCCAGAUCUGCACUGAGCAGGACAAGCACUUCUUCACGUCUUUCGGAGCGAGGGAUCGCAGCUACAUGAUGAUCUUCAGACUGUGGCAGAACGCUCUGAUGGACAAGACUCUGUCUCCUAAGGAGCUGUGGCACAUCGUGCAUCAGUGUUACGGCACCGAGCUGGGUCUGACCAGUGAGGACGAUGACUAUGUCUCCCCUACAGCGGAGCAUAUGAACGGCCUGCUGCCGGGUGAUGAUGCGGUAUGUGUUAAUGAUCUGCUGGAUCAGGCUGCUGUAGCUCCUCCUGGUUCUUCUCCUCCGUCCUCCUCGUCCUCCUCCUGCCCUCCUGUGGAGGUUCCGGCCGUCAGAGCGAGUGCAGAGCCUGAGCCGAGUCCGCCCAGCUCCACACACACCUCCAACAUACAACCCACACACUCCACGCACAGCAUUGCUGCUGCCGCCGCCGCAACCCCGACCUUCACUUCCACCACCACAAGCGUAGAGGAAGGCGGACAGGAGAGCCAGUCAGAACCCGCCAGUCAGGCGGCGGCAAUGUCCACUUCACAUGGCCUGGGUAACGUGUCAUCACUCGACAUAACCAACGACGAGGAGCUGCCCACCGACCCUAGCAACUCCUCCGAUACGCAGGAAGAGAGUGAGGUGGAGUCUUUCUGUUCGGAUCUGAGGGGCCGUCUGCACAUUAACACGGUUCUGCGAAUCGGAGUGGAUAAACUGCACGAUCUGCUGUUCUCUGACACGCACUUCCUCCAGCACCUCUUCACCCAGCGCCACUUCACCGAUCUCUCAGUGCAGGAUUGGCAGCAGGACGUUAGCAGUGGGAACAGCACCAGAGUGCUCAGUUACACCAUCGCCAUCAACAACCCCCUGGGCCCUAAAACUGCCCCCGUGGUCGAGACUCAGACUCUGUAUAAGAGCAGCUCUCGAGGGGAGUGUUACGUGGUGGACUCUGAGGUGAUCACCUCAGGCAUCCCGUAUCAGGACUACUUCUACACCACACACAGAUACUGCCUUACAGCUGUCAGCAAAACCAAGAGCAGGCUCAGGGUUUCGUCUGAUAUCUGCUACAGGAAGCAGCCGUGGAGUCUGGUGAAAGCUCUGAUAGAGAAGAACACCUGGAGCGGCAUAGAGGAGCACUACAGACACAUGGAGGUGGAGGUGUGUAAGUUGGAGACACUCCUGCAGUCUGAAGUGUCUGUGGUGGGAGUCGGUGAAGCCCCCGGCGCAGACGGGGCGAAAGCAGCCGCCGGCCUGCGCAGACGCAAACGCGCCUGCUCCAGACGCGCCGCCGAGAGGGAGGGGCCAGGGGGCACCGGAGAGCGGGCCGAGAGAGGGGUCACGGAGGAGAGAGAGCGCAGAGACGCCGGUGGGCAGUACCUGAAGGUUGGAGAGAGGUGGCGCGGAGCAGCCGGCAACAACAACAUCUCCACCAUCCUGCUCAUCAUCAGCUUCAUUCUGGUGGUGUUGGUUGCUCUGAACAUGCUGCUGUUCUAUAAGCUGUGGGCUUUGGAGCGAGCGGCUCACACACUGGAGACCUGGCACUCGUACUCGCUCUCUGACAGUCCCCUCCCUCAGUCCGCUGCAGAGUGGACGCAGGUUCUUCAGAUGCAGCGUCAGUUCCAUCAGGCUCAGCUGGGCAAAUGGCAGCAAAUCCUCCAGUCGUCGGUCACCCUGCUCGACCAGAUGAAGCAGUCUCUGGAGAAGCUCCACAAAGGCAUCAUCAGUCCGGAGAUGCUGCAGGACGCUCCUGACCCCUCAGCUGCGUCUGCCUCAGACACACUGCCGGAUCAGUGACCGUCUGUCCGUCUGUAUCUCUCUACUGUAGCUCUGCUGAACCCGUUCACAGACUCUUACAGAGAAGCUCUGGUCCAGACAGCUCCUUCUCUGUGACCGCUGACGCUCCAGUGGCUGCAGACUGAGCGUUUUAAUCCUCCCUGCUGGACCUCCUGAUUGUUUAUUAGCCGUGUGAUCACUUCAUCAUGGUUUCAUUAGUGGGUAAAGUUACCCAGGCUCCUUAGCUGCAAAAUGCCUUUCUACUGUGACAGAACCGCGAGGGAAUCCGAGCAGAAGCCCUCGCGUCCAAAAACCACUUCAACACUAAAGCAAUAACUCUGCAAUGCGGUGGUUCCUGCUGUGCCCCGGUUCUGCACGUGCUCGUCCUGCUUUAUCUUAAAAAAAGAAAUACUCCAGACUUUUCAGCCUGAUCUCUGUUUACCGCGCCUGUAGUGUAGCUUCAGUUAUCACCGAAAAAAUAAAGAUAAAAUGUUAGCCAGAACUUUGAAAAGAGAAGAAAACUUCCUCACUCGAAACUCACUUAUAAUGCAGGUCAGUGGGCAGCAGCUGAGAUCCAACUGGACGCUUUUAAGCAGAAGAAACAUUUUCACGAAGUCACGAAGGCAAAUGUCUUGAAUUUCACAUCAAACUGAGUAUUUGAUGUUGGCAAAUGUGCUGUAGAAAAAGAUUAAAAGUAAAUUAGGAAUAAAAGGAAAAGCCGUCCAAUGGAAUAUUGUAAUAAAUCUGACUCAAAACGUCUGAAAUGAUCAUUUCCAGCAGUUUUUCAGUUAAACGUACUGAAGGGGGCGCCGUCCAUUGACUUGCAUUCUAAGUGAAGUCGUUUUCUGUUAUUUUCUAAAUACAAGCAGACGUGAAAUGAUUUUCCGUGGUAAUAUGCUAUACGCUACAGAUGCAGGAGAUUAGGCUGGAAAAUUCUGGAAUGUUUCUCUAAUGAGCGGAGUGGUGGGAUCAGGAGCAGGAGCGGGACUGGGGGUACUUAGGGACCACCGCUGUACGGUGACUCAGCUGUACUUCGGGUAGGGUUCCAUGGAGCUCGGCCUCCAUCCUUAUCAUGGACCUCCUUCCAAACUGCACCUUGAGCCGUUUCUGUCUGGAUGCUCCGGGUCCGGACUCCAGCUUUUUAUGGGCCGCGUUUCAAAAACCGGAGUGGCUCCAGCUGCACAGCGGACCGAACUGUAUCUGAGUCUCUACAGCCGUGAAGCUGCUUCAUGGACACAUUCCUGCGAACGCCUCCUGCUUCGGAAUGGAGCCGCUGCUCUGCGGACUGGGAGCGAUCGGCCUAGAGACGGACGUGUUCGUUCAUUCGUUCAUUCGUUCAUUCAUUCAUUCAUGUCUUUAUUUAAACUGCUAACACACAGAGUUCACUCGUUUACUGAGUGUAACAGUAAUCAAAGCGACGGUCAGCAGGAGGCAGAAUAUCCGAAAUUCUGCUUCUUAACUGUCUCCAUUUUUAUCUUUUUCUCAUCUUCUUUUUCCCCGAAUUCCUGCUCUCACUCUUUUCUCUCUUUCAUUCGUUCUCAUUCCAUCUUUUCCCUUUUUUCUUUUCUCUCUUAAAUUCUGAUUCCUCUCUCUCUUUAUCCAGUUCCCUCAUUUCUUUCUCUUUUUCUCUCUUCAUUCAAUUCCCUUAUUUCUCUUUCUCUACUCGUUCUCUCUCUUUCUGUUUAUCCAAUUCCCCUAUUUC